Suillus subaureus is the source of this 792-nucleotide messenger RNA. Its product is annotated as PIN domain-like protein. Gene Ontology annotation, biological process: mismatch repair; DNA recombination; DNA double-strand break processing. The transcript has 3 exons. Gene Ontology annotation, molecular function: 5'-3' DNA exonuclease activity; DNA binding; 5'-flap endonuclease activity. NCBI's taxonomy places the organism in Eukaryota, Fungi, Basidiomycota, Agaricomycetes, Boletales, Suillaceae. Gene Ontology annotation, cellular component: nucleus. Bases 1 to 792 code for a protein of 263 amino acids. The record is from RefSeq and is a predicted model, not a curated record.
AUGGGGAUAUCUGGUCUCUUGCCGUUGCUGAAGUCAAUCCAGCUUCACCGACACCUCUCAGACUUCGCUGGUCAAACACUUGCGGUGGAUGCUUAUGUCUGGCUUCACCGAGGCGUAUACGCCUGUGCCACUGAGAUAGCCACAGGAAAACCCACCACAAAGUAUGUUGAUUAUGCUAUGCAGCGUGUUCGCUUACUCCGUCAUCACAAAAUUCGCCCGUAUAUUGUGUUCGACGGUGGACCACUCCCGGCCAAGAUGGGCACUGAGACUGAGCGCAAGCAGCGGAGGGAAGAAAACCUUGCAAAGGCAAAGACGCUGGCAUCCCAGGGAAGACACAAAGAAGCCCGGGAAUACUUUGUUAAAUGUGUCGACGUAACCCCUCAGAUGGCGUACCAACUCAUAAAAGCCCUGCGCGCAGAAAAUGUGCCAUACGUGGUUGCACCGUAUGAGGCCGACGCUCAAAUGGCGUAUUUGGAGCGCAUCGGUCUUGUGGAUGGCAUCAUCACCGAAGACUCAGAUCUGCUUGUCUUCGGAUGUCGAAAGGUGCUCUUCAAGCUGGACUCUAUUUCAAGUACUAUCGUUUCAAUCUCGAAGGACGACUUUGGAUCCGUAACUGCUGCUGAAGGGGGCAUAUCACUUCUUGGAUGGUCGGACGCUCAGUUCAGGGCUAUGGCCAUCCUUAGUGGAUGUGAUUAUCUGCCGAGCAUUCCAGGAGUCGGGCUGAAGACUGCGUGGUCAUUGCUACGAAAAUAUAGGAGCGUAGAGCAGGUCGUGCGGGCUAUAAGGACUUGA